Messenger RNA from Cyprinus carpio (common carp), 5374 nucleotides. Its product is annotated as IQ motif and SEC7 domain-containing protein 1-like. The record is from RefSeq and is a predicted model, not a curated record. Gene Ontology annotation, biological process: regulation of ARF protein signal transduction; actin cytoskeleton organization. The transcript has 14 exons. The coding region runs from base 1647 to 4697 and encodes 1016 amino acids. Gene Ontology annotation, molecular function: guanyl-nucleotide exchange factor activity; protein binding. Lineage: Eukaryota; Metazoa; Chordata; Actinopteri; Cypriniformes; Cyprinidae.
UGUACUGAGUGAUGUUUCAGACAGAUUCAGACCAGUACAUUCUUUUGAAUUGUUAAUUAAAAGAAAAGGCUCAUAAGAGUCAUUCAUUUCACAAACUUUGUAUUAAAUCAAAUUAAAUUGAUUGAAAUCAAGUGUUUGUCAAUCUGAAUGUUCUCACAAUGUAGGAUGUUUAAAAAGCUCAAGCCUGAAUGAGAUUGAAGAGCUGAUUUUUUAUUAUAGAACACCAAUGAAACACUCUGUCCCAAAGGAGGACGUAUUUGGCAGUGAAACGAAUGAAGACAGCAUGUCAGUGUUCUGGGGAAAUUUUGAUUAUAGAGUUCCUGUAAGCCAGAGAUCCAUGAGCUCCACUUUUCAGACUCGUCAUCGGGUGUCUCAUGGCAGAGUUCUCAGAUUCUCCUCCGUUUCAUUUUCGGACUGUUCACUGCUGCUUUUCUGCUGUCAUUUUUAGUAUGAGCUCACUCUCUAUAUCUCAUUUCACAAGGCAAAAUUGUCUUCUCAUCGGCCUUCAAGCCACAAACCCAGGACAAGGGCCUUCUUCCAGGAAUGUUACGUCUUUUUUUUUUUUUUUUAUCUGGAAUGAUUUCUGAUUUAAAAGGAAUCUAUCAUUUGCUAAACCCCCUGUGGUGUUUUAUCAAGGCUGAAGGAAAUUGCUUUUUGGAAGUCCUUGUACCUUAAAUAUUUUUAGGCUCUUUUAAAAUAAAGGACUUGUGAAACUGUAGAUGUCAGGCAACCUGAUCCAGUGGUUUAAACUAGCACGCAAUGGAAGCACAGGUUAUUAUUAAUUUACUUUGUGCGGCUUGCAUUUGCGUUUGAAGGUGCCCAUCUUCUCCUGUCCUGCGAGCUGUCUUUCCUUCUCAAACACCAUGUAGAAAUGGAAAGGUAGUUGUUCUUUCCUUGUGUCUUACUCUUAUUGGAAAACUUUAUGAAUCUCCCAGUUAUGCAGUGUUUCCUAUGGGUUGUCUGACUGGCUGUCUGCAUCCGUGAGUUUGCCUCCGGUGCGUCACAAAACGUUUGCAAAUAUUUUCCGAACCUUUGGAGGGGGCUCUCGGGGCCGACCUGUUUGCUGGAGCCUGUGUUUUGUAAAGGAAUUUCCAGGCUUUUUCGCUCUCUGUGCCUGCAGUCAGGCUUUUUUGGACUUGAGGAACCAUAAACAGACUUCAGAAAGUUGCUCACGGACUGGACGUCACUGUUUUUUUACACUUUUCUUACAGCAAGAAGAAGAAACCUGCAUCAAUUCAACAUCAGUUUGAGUUCUAUAUUCAGAGGAGACGCUGGAAUUUUUCAGAAUCGUUUGACUGUUCAAGUGGGCAAAGAGCAGGAAAAAGACAGCAGCACUUCUCUAGACAGAUCACUGAACUUUCAGAGGUGUGGAAGGUGAGGCUCCGGGUGGUGAGGCGGGCCCCUCUCUAGAUAACAGUGGUGGUUACUUACGAGGGCCAGUGAGCCGCACUGCCAUCAUCAGUGGCGAGCACUUCGACGGCCCACCACUGUACGCUCACGAGGUACGGCAGCGCCCGCGGCGACCCAAACUCCAGCAUUCCCAGUCGAUCCUUCGCAAACAGGCAGAAGAGGAGGCCAUCAAACGCUCACGAUCACUGUCUGAGAGCUAUGAGCUCUCAACCGACCUCCAAGACAAACAGGUGGAGAUGCUGGAGCGCAAAUAUGGAGGGCGUUUUAUAACCCGACAUGCUGCGCGAACAAUCCAGACUGCCUUCCGCCAAUAUCAGAUGAACAAGAACUUUGAGCGCCUCAGGAGUUCUAUGUCGGAGAACCGCAUGUCCAGACGCAUAGUUUUGUCCAAUAUGAGAAUGCAGUUUUCAUUUGAAGGACCUGAAAAAGUCCACAGUUCGUAUUUUGAGGGGAAGCAGGUGUCUCUUACAGACGAUGGUUCUAAACUAGGAGCCUUGGUGCAAUCGGAGCGUGGGGAGAUGGUCCCCACCAACAUGAAGUCACCUGCAGUCCAGAGUGAUUUCACGGACGCCAUUACAGAGCUGGAGGACGUUUUCUCUCGACAGGUGAAAUCGUUGGCAGAGUCGAUAGAUGAUGCUCUGAACUGUCGCAGCCUACAUGGAGACGACGGACAGCCAGAGCCAACCAGAGGUCAUCCAGACAGGGAGCAAGAGGUUACCUACAAGAUCAAGCCUUCCCACAGUAGUGACCACCGUAAGCGGGAUGAGAUGACAGCCUCCUAUAGCGAUGUGACACUUUAUAUAGACGAGGAAGAGCUCUCCCCUCCUCUUCCUUUAUCACAAUCAGUUGACAGACCCUCUAGCACGGAGUCAGACCUCCGUCUACGUUCUUUGAACUCCUCGCAGGAUUACUGGUCUCUAGCACACAAGGACGAAAAGGCUGACACAGACACUAGUUGCCGAAGCACCCCGUCACUGGAGUGUCAAGAGCAGAGAUUGAGGAUAGACCAUCUUCCCCUGCUCACCAUCGAACCUCCCAGUGAUAGCUCAGUUGAGCUGAGCGACCGUUCUGACCGAAGCUCUCUCAAGAGGCAGAACGCUUACGAUCGGGGCAUCGCCAGCCAGCACGGCAGCCCGAAACACAUCCCCUCUCACGCGCUACCCCCACGGGGACCGGCAAGAGAUGACGAUGCUCCUCGGCAUCGGCCACGGCAGCUGGAGAGCCACCUGGCAAUCAACGGCACUGCCAACCGGCAAAGCAAAUCUGAGUCGGACUUUUCUGACGGUGAUAACGACAGCAUCAACAGCACUUCCAAUUCCAAUGAUACCAUCAACUGCAGUUCGGAGUCCUCAUCCAGGGAUAGUCUUCGAGAGCAGACUCUCAGCAAGCAGACAUAUCAUAAAGAGACCCGCAACAGUUGGGACUCGCCCGCGUUCAGCAACGAUAUCAUCCGCAAGAGGCACUAUCGUAUCGGCCUGAACCUUUUUAACAAGAAACCUGAAAAAGGCACCCAAUACCUGAUUGAGCGAGGAUUUGUCCCAGACACACCUGUGGGAGUUGCCCAUUUCCUGUUACAGAGAAAAGGGCUGAGUCGACAGAUGAUUGGCGAGUUCCUGGGCAACAGGCAGAAACAGUUCAACAGAGAUGUUCUUGACUGUGUGGUAGAUGAGAUGGAUUUCUCUGGAAUGGAGCUGGAUGAAGCCUUGAGAAAAUUCCAGGCACAUAUCCGGGUGCAAGGAGAGGCACAGAAGGUGGAGCGACUCAUUGAAGCCUUCAGUCAGCGCUACUGCAUCUGCAACCCGGGGGUGGUGCGUCAAUUUAGGAACCCCGAUACCAUCUUCAUCCUGGCGUUUGCCAUUAUACUCCUCAACACGGACAUGUACAGCCCAAACGUGAAGCCAGAGAGGAAGAUGAAACUGGAGGACUUUGUAAAGAACCUUCGCGGGGUGGACGACGGAGAGGAUAUCCCAAGAGAGAUGUUGGUAGGCAUCUACGAGCGAAUCCGGAAGCGGGAGCUUAAAACUAACGAAGACCACGUCUCCCAGGUGCAGAAGGUGGAGAAGCUCAUAGUUGGCAAGAAGCCGAUCGGGUCUCUGCACCAUGGCCUUGGAUGUGUGCUGUCUCUACCACAUCGCAGACUGGUAUGUUACUGCAGGCUGUUCGAAGUGCCAGACCCUAACAAACCUCAGAAGCUGGGUCUCCACCAGAGAGAGAUAUUCCUGUUCAAUGACCUUUUAGUGGUCACUAAGAUUUUCCAGAAGAAGAAGAAUUCGGUGACGUACAGCUUCAGGCAGUCCUUUUCUCUAUACGGGAUGCAGGUGCUACUGUUUGAAAACCAGUAUUACCCCAAUGGAGUGCGUCUCACUUCAGCUCUUCCAGGCGCAGACAUCAAGGUUCUCAUUAACUUCAACGCCCCCAACCCGCAAGACCGCAAGAAGUUCACCGAUGACCUGCGGGAGUCCAUCGCAGAGGUGCAGGAGAUGGAGAAGUACAGAAUAGAGUCUGAACUGGAGAAACAGAAAGGUGUUGUUCGUCCCAGCAUUUCCCAGAGCUCAGGGCUGAAGAAAGAGACAGGAAAUGGCAAUCUGAGUCGCACCAGUCUGGAUGACAGUUACGCCAUGGGUGAAGGCCUCAAGAGAAGUGCCCUCAGCAGCUCUUUACGGGACCUUUCAGAUGCAGGCAAGCGGGGGCGCCGCAGCAGUGCAGGAUCUCUAGACAGCAAUAUGGAAGGGUCCAUCAUUAGCAGUCCCCACAUACGGCGUCAGGCCACUUCCAGCCGCGACUGCCCCUCCCGCCAGCAGUCCAUCCCCAACUCCUCUUCUCUCCUGGGCUCCCUGUUCGGCACCAAGCGGGGAAAGUCACCCUCUUUGCCUCCCCAACCCUCCCAUCCCUCACACCCCUCCCACUCUUCCCACCCAACACUCAUCUCUCACACCCCACACCCUUCCAACCUGCACCACACAGCUCGUGACAGUGUCACAGUCACCGAGACCCAGGCCCAGAUGCACCCCCACCACGCUCAGUUUUGCCACAUGCAGAAUCCCCCUCCGUACCACCACCACCAUCACUACCACCCCCCAGCACACAUUCAACACCCGCCCCACCAAUACCACCCCCCUCCCGGCCCGUCAUCCUCUCACAGCCACUUGCACGGUCCCCACGGGCCACACCCCUCGCACCCCUCCCACUCCCAGCAUGCACCUCACCACCACAGCCAGCCUCCGGCCCCUCCUCCGGCAGCCAGCAGCACCAAACCCAAACACAGCGGCAUCAGCACUGUGGUUUGAGCCCCUCCACAAACUCUUUCCACUUGGGAAUGGGACCAUUUUUGGUGAGGUGACCAUUGGGCCUCUCUUUAGAUUGUAACGUGCAACGGAUUGUUGCUGCCUACCAGGACACGAACAAAAGGGCACCUUGUCACACGUUUCAACUCAUCCAGUACCCGUUUCCCCUGGAAAGGGGAGCCACACUGUGUAGCACCUGCCUUCUCAUUAGGCCGGCUAGAACUCAAAUCAUCAGUUCAUUCCAGUCAUUGCUCAAGCUGUAGAGCCCCAGAUAAAGCUGCUUCUUUUAGGCUCGAUUUUAGAGACUUUCAACCCUCUCGACUUUAGCGGUGAAGCAAGAGCAUGCGCAAAAGACCGUGGCUACUGUUUUCUUGUACUUAACUACCCAAAUGCAUUAUUAAAUAGCCUGCUUAUUAGUUUGCAGAAACGAAAGAACGGUUUGAGAGAAGGGUCUAUCGAAGUCACCGAAGUCACCAACGAGUGGGGUUCCAGUAUUUAAUGUAGCUGUAGACCACACAUUUCUGUGAUAUAGUUAGGGGACUAUAACGUGCCAAUUAUUAAGCAGUGACUGAGUUAUUCCAAAAAAAAGAAAAAAGAUUUGCUUUGUGUAUGUCGUGCAUAUAGUAUUUUGUAAAAUAAUAAUAAUAAUAUUACCAGCUAUUAUUAUUAUUGUUAUAAGA